Lathyrus oleraceus (garden pea) is the source of this 2040-nucleotide messenger RNA. RefSeq lists its product as uncharacterized. Lineage: Eukaryota; Viridiplantae; Streptophyta; Magnoliopsida; Fabales; Fabaceae. Gene Ontology annotation, biological process: DNA integration. The transcript has 5 exons. Bases 1 to 2040 code for a protein of 679 amino acids. Gene Ontology annotation, molecular function: nucleic acid binding. The record is from RefSeq and is a predicted model, not a curated record.
AUGAUAGUAGUUGUGUAUGCUGAGAAGUUCGAAGAUAUGGCUGCUUAUUCUAGACAAGCCGCGUACGCACCAAAUGAGAGGUGGAAGAUUGAUCAGUUUCUUUUUGGUCUAAGGGGUGAAAUUUCUCAUAGUGUUUCUCAAAGGGAAUUCACUACUUAUUCUGAAUUGUUAAGGAAAUGUUAUGUGGCUAAGAACAAUUUGAAGAAAGUUCAAGAAGAAAGGGAUCAAUAUAGGAGUGGACAAAGAGACCAAGGGAGGCUAGGUAGCCAGUUUAGGCCUAGAUCUCAGGCUUUCAAAGGAAAACAGAUAUUUCAACCUUACUUGGACCAGUUCGUGGUGAUCUUUAUUGAUGACAUUCUUAUUUAUUCUCGUACUCCCCAAGAGCACGGAGGACACCUAAGGAUUGUUCUAUCUGUAUUGCAAGAGAAGCGACUUUUUGCCAAGUUAAGUAAGUGUGAAUUUUGGAAGAACGAAGUGAAUUUUCUUGGUCAUGUAAUAUCACAAGGAGGAGUGUCAGUGGAUCCAUCUAAAGUUGAAGCAGUUAUUAAUUGGGAAAUACCGAAGAAUGCUCCCGAAGUCAAAAGUUUCUUGGGUUUGGCAGGUUACUAUCGAAGGUUUAUAAAGGGGUUUUCCCAGAUAGAUUUACCAAUGACAAAACUUACCCGAAAGGAAAUUUCUUUUAAGUGGGAUUUGAAGUGUGAUCAUAGUUUCAUGAGUUUGAAGGAGAAGCUAACGACUGUUCUUGUUUUAGUCAUCCCCGCCCCUAGUAAGUCUUAUGAAGUAUUUUGUGAUGCCUCUAAGAAAGGAUUAGGAGGGGUGUUAAUGCAGAAUGGUCAGGUUGUAGCUUAUGUCUCUCGUCAGUUGAAGCCUCAUGAAGAGAACUAUCCGACUCAUGAUCUAGAACUAGCUGCUGUUGUUUUUGCAUUGAAGAGGAGAUGGAUGGAGUAUUUGAAGGAUUUUGAUUUUGAGCUUAAGUACCACCAGGGGAAAGCGAAUAAGUUAGACGCAGGAUGGUGUGAGAAUGGGAAAUUUGAAUGUUAUUUUAACCUAAGGGAAGAGAUCCGACAAGGACAAAUGAUAGAUGAGAAGUUACAAGAGAUGUCGACUCAACCAGGUCUCGCUCAGUCACCGAAUGGAGUUAUUGUGUUUAAUCAAAGGAUUUAUGUUCCGAAUGAUGCCGAGCUGAAAAGAAAAGUUUUGGAGGAAGCUCACAAAAGGGCGUUUACUAUACAUCCAGGUUCAUCAAAGAUGUAUCAAGACUUGAAGAAGGACUAUUGGUGGCCUGGAAUGAAGAGGGAUAUUGCAGAGUUGCAUGGUGUUCCAACUAGCAUUGUUUCCGAUAGAGACCCAAAGUUUACUUCAAGAUUUUGGAAGGCAUUCCAGCAAGCUAUGAGAUCGAGAUUAUGUUUGAGUACUUCUAAUCAUCCUCAAACGGAUGGUCAGACUGAACGGACGAUACAGACACUGACAGAUAUGUUAAGAGCUUGUAUACUUGAUAGUGGAGGGAAUUGGAAAGAGCUUUUACCACUGAUUGAAUUCGCAUAUAACAAUAGUUAUCAUGCAAGUAUUGCGAUGGCUCCUUAUGAAGCCUUGUAUGGACGAAAAUGUAGGACACCUCUAUGUUGGACGAAAGUUGGAGAAGAAAGGAUCUUAGGACCUGAGAUUAUUCAACAGACUACCGAAAAGAUAAGGAUGGUCCGUGAUAAGAUGAAUAAACCGCAAGAUCGCCAAAAGAGCUAUGUGGAUCACAACAGAAGACCAUUGGAAUUUGAUGAAGGUGAUCAUGUAUUUUUGAAGGUGACUCCAAGGUUGAGACUGAAAGGACCGUUUAAGUCACGGAAGCUAAGUCCGAUAUACAUAGGGCCAUACCAGAUUAUAGAGAGGAUUGGAGAAGUAGCCUACAAAUUAGUUUUUCACGUAUCUAAAUUUCGGAAGUUCAUUCCAAAUUCUCUUCAGCCUAUUCUUCCAGAUUCAAUAGAAGUAGAAGCAGAUCUGACUUUCGAACCUCUACCAAGUCGCAUUGCAGGACGAGAAGUUUAG